AUGACCUCGCGAGAAGAUAGUGUCCUGGCCGCCAGAGACUCGUCUCUCUUCGACGAGAACGACUGGGAGGAGUUCAGCCUGUCGGAGGUGCGCGUCCUGGUUCCGGGCAAAUCCCGCUAUGCGAAUCUGUUGACGGCCUCGCCGGACAAUCCGGUCCAGGUGACGGGGUGUUUGGAUGAGGUGGAAGAGGAGCAGGAGAGUUUGGUCCUCGACCCAGAAUACCUAAGCAAACGCAUUGUCCUUGAUAACGUGACGCAUUUCGCCUACGGGCAGCAUAAUGAUGGCGAGGUUGGGUUCUGGGUUGCUGGGCGGGCGGGCUGGUUUUCCAUUUCCCCCGCUAAGGGAUACAAGCCGAUGUUUAAUGAUGUGGUGGAGGCCAUUGAUUUGUUGUAUUUCUUGGCCGAUCGACAUCAGUCGAAGCGGAAAAGAAGGAAUUGGAACCCUAGUGUGGAGUAUUUAUGUGAAGAGUAUGUGAGCCAUACGCACGGCAUCUGCGAGGAUGCGGAUGAUUCCGCGGAGGUGUUUUAUAAACAUCAUCAUUUUCUCUUAUCGCGGAUGCUGAAGGGAGAGGAGAAUCCCCAGUGGACGAGUACUAAUAUUUUUGAGCAUCUGUGUGAGAAGUUUUCGGACGAUUACGAGCAAAUUAAAGCGCAGUAUGAAGGGGUGAAGGAAGUCGAGUCGGAGGAGGAGGCCGAAGCCCAAGAAGAGGAGGAGGCAGAGGAGAAAGAGGAAGAGACAUCCCAUGAAUCUGAUCAAACUGGGUUGUCCAAGGGCCAGGCGGAUGCCAUCUACCAGGUGAUUCUUGAUCUGAAGGAAGCAGGAUACCUGGCCAAGCGUCAACUGACUCUCGAGCUCCUCACCUCUACUCUGGUUGAUCGCUUCGAGAUCGAUAGUGCCGAGUAUGCACACGACCUGGUUGCCUCGCGGGCCGAUGCCAUUCUCGAACUGAUGGACGAAGCAAAGACGUACAACUUUGACUGGUCCCGCAAGGUCGUCUAUCGAGAGCUGAAAGCGGCAGGUAGGAAGAGUCGAGUUCAGCAAGUCACUCUUACCCCGCUUCGGCCUCGUCCGUCUGAAAAUGACGGUUCAUCUGGGGAAGAGAGCGAGCAUGAAGACCAUCCCCGCCUGCUCAGACGUCGGGUCCGCAAGUCCGUUCUGCGGCCGAAGAGCUCCGUUGCUACCAAACAGACUGGCAAACGGACGCGGAGCGCGGCUGCUGAUAUGGACGAUGACUCGGACGAGAACGCUGAUGCAAUGGAUGAGUUUGAGACCCCAAGCAAGGUCCGCGGCCAUGAUCUCGUUCGUGAUCCCUUGUCAACUCGCGCAAAGCGCCGGACUCGGUCAAUCCUAUCCGAGUCGGUUUCUACGUAUCAGAAGACGCCUUUACAGGAGACUCUUCAAAGCCGGAAUACGUCUGUCUCUGUGGCGGAUCACGAUACCAAUGCGGACGCCUCCGAGCUGGAAAUCCCUCAUGGCGAUGGCGUGUUACCGGACACCUGGGUAUGUCAGGUCCGCGGCUGCGAAAAGGUCAUCCAUAAGAGCAAUUCCAAACGAGGCAAGGAGAUGAUCCAGGAUCAUUCUUUGGCGCAUGCGGACGAUACCAAGGCCAAGAUUGAUCUGGUGUUUGCCGAGCAGAAGCUCAACAUUGGACUCCCGGUGGAUAACCUCCUCACCCGCAUCCGAGAGAUGGGCGCGUUCGAUGCGGAGCUUCCCGUGGAUGCAGCUAAUGGAACGAAUGGCAUUAGUACUUGA
Messenger RNA from Aspergillus sclerotioniger CBS 115572, 1752 nucleotides. RefSeq lists its product as uncharacterized. The record is from RefSeq and is a predicted model, not a curated record. The transcript is spliced from 4 exons. NCBI's taxonomy places the organism in Eukaryota, Fungi, Ascomycota, Eurotiomycetes, Eurotiales, Aspergillaceae. The coding region runs from base 1 to 1752 and encodes 583 amino acids.